This is a messenger RNA of Microdochium trichocladiopsis, 1514 nucleotides long. RefSeq lists its product as uncharacterized. NCBI's taxonomy places the organism in Eukaryota, Fungi, Ascomycota, Sordariomycetes, Xylariales, Microdochiaceae. The record is from RefSeq and is a predicted model, not a curated record. The annotation marks the transcript as partial. The transcript has a single exon.
CUCAUAGCAUCCGCAUCACAGCAGCCAUGCGCGAGUGCUACUUUCCCGCCAGCAUGCAAAUCCACGUCGAGUCGGGCCUUCGUCUCGAUCCUGCAGACUGGAAGCUCAAGCACUCGUUGGCCGAUUGGGACUUGAUCGAAAAGGCAGUGGCUUGUGACAGCGACACGGUCCCUCUCAGUGAUGGCGACCGCCAACGACUGUUGGACGUGUGCGGCACAUUCUGGGGUCGUGCUCUCGGCCAGCCGGCCUCGCUGACCCCGCGCGAGCGCCGAAUCGCCAAAGGAUGGCCUUCCGAGGAUGUCAUGGCUACAAACGUCGCUAAGGUAGCACCGGGACUUACGCCAGAGGUUUUCCUCGCCAAGGUGGCUAAGGGCGCAGACUGGAUGACUCUUGCACAAACAGACCUUAUCGACCAGCGCUUCAACCUCCUAAGGCCGGGACAGCGCCGCACGUGGUACAGCAUGGCUCACUUUGACCGCUACCGCGCCGGGUGGCUGCUAGCUUCUGCAGAAGAGCGCGACGCUUACCGCAACUCCCAGCUCAGAGGCCAGCUGCUCCGCAGACCAGGCUUCGUCCUUGACCAGACUGCGCUGAACGAGAAAGCUGAGGCAGAGUGGGAGAGGAACCAUAGUUCGCGAAGCGAUCUGCGAGACCAGCCACCGUGGAUCAAGCAUAUUCUCAUGUCCACGCUCUGGGAUGGAUUUCAGCUCAACUAUGGAUUCCCAGUCUACUUUACUAGCGAGCUGCACGCAGCCCUCGAGGAGAAACUGGUGUACGGCCGCGCACUGUACGGCGACAGUGAGAAAGGUAAACUCUUCGAGUCACCCGUGGUCUUCAUUGCGUCAUAUCUCAGGAGCAAGAUCUUCCAAUUCGGCAACUUCAUCGAAGUAGCUAAGCAGGAAUGCUCCAGUCCGAGGGACGUCUGGAUAGCCCGGCGCCUUAAGGACACGACGAACUACAUCAUCUCGUACACCCCUCUGCCGCAGGACGACGGUGCCAGGAUCCGAUAUCUCCAUCGGAUGGUGCGAUAUGGCGGAGCUCUCGAGGAGGGCGAAGAACCAAAGUGGAAGUCCCACUGGCUCGACGAGCAGUAUUUUGUUGUCCUCGACGCCUCCAGCCUACCGCCGGUGUCCGAUAUCUUGAACAAUACAGACAACUCCACUGAUGUUACCGUCUGGUUAUACGACGUCGACUGGGAUCCCCCCAGGGGUGCCACGCAUGAUAAUGACGGCUACGCAGGUAGAGUCAAGGUCAGCCUUGGCUAUCACCUCUAUGUCGGGCUCUACCCGUUCUUGCUUCGCCCAGGCUUCACCCUGAAGAAGGUUUGGGCUAUCAAGUCAUCCGACGAUUACAUGUACCGAAUCAAAGACUUUUCCGCGAUAGCUUAGCGUAGACGAGGAGAACACGGGUUAUCCAGCAUGUCCGAGGGCGGUGCCGAGUCAUCAUGAUAACACGACAGAUUUUGUAACAGAACCACUCUCCCUUGGCAGCGCGACCGUUAUUUAGUUCUUGCU